AUGACCUCCGGCGUCUUUUUCUGUCUAUUCUUCGUCUUCUUCUUCUUCUUCUUAACUUGCGAUUUGCUGCACAUUAGCUUCACUGAAGGAGCUGCGACAGUGGAAAAGACCGUCGUUGUUGAUCAGGGCGGGCUCGGGAACUUCAAAACCAUCCAAGAAGCGAUCAAUUCAAUUCCUGAUCAGAACACACAGUGGAUCGAGAUUAAUGUGAAAUCCGGCGUUUACAGGGAGAAGGUUUCCAUCCCCGCUAGCAAGCCAUACAUUCUGUUGCAAGGCAACGGCAUGGGUUCGACGGUGAUUGAUUGGAAUGGCCAUUCUGACAACAGCUCGCCCCCCAGUAAUGGCAGCAUUGCAGCGUUUCCGUUAGCUUCCACAUUCGAUAGCGCCACCUUCACAGUACUCGCAGAAAACUUCGUCGCUCGAGACAUCACUUUUAAGAACUCGUACAACAUCAACAACGAUGCGGCAGUGGCGCAAGCAGUAGCUGCACUCGUAGGAGGGGACAAGAGUGCAUUCUACCGCUGUGGAUUCCAAGGCUACCAGGACACUCUCUGUGAUUUUCUGGGCCGCCACUACUUCUCUUCCUGCUGGAUCGAGGGCGCGGUCGACUUCAUUUUUGGCUUCGCUCAGUCCAUUUAUGUAUCGAGCAGUUUAUGGUCAACAAUCCAAGGGCCCCAGCCGGGGUGGCUGACGGCGCAUGCCAAGGUCAAUGACACCAGCGAGGGCGGAAGCAAUAUGACGUUUGCGGAGAGCAACUGCACUGGGCUUGGGGCAAACAGAAGUCAGAGGGUGAAGUGGGAGAAGGCGCUCGAUCCCAAACAGUUGGAGUAUUUUGUUAGCAACACAUUCAUCGACAAGGAGGGAUGGCUUGCCCAGCAACCUUAG
Molecule: messenger RNA, 885 nt
Organism: Ananas comosus (pineapple)
Lineage: Eukaryota; Viridiplantae; Streptophyta; Magnoliopsida; Poales; Bromeliaceae
Product: probable pectinesterase 29
Exons: 5
Coding region: 1-885 (294 amino acids)
Biological process (GO): cell wall modification
Molecular function (GO): pectinesterase activity
Source: RefSeq, a predicted model, not a curated record